Molecule: messenger RNA, 2297 nt
Organism: Octopus sinensis (East Asian common octopus)
Lineage: Eukaryota; Metazoa; Mollusca; Cephalopoda; Octopoda; Octopodidae
Product: NADP-dependent oxidoreductase domain-containing protein 1-like
Exons: 6
Coding region: 147-1232 (361 amino acids)
Biological process (GO): L-proline biosynthetic process
Molecular function (GO): pyrroline-5-carboxylate reductase activity
Source: RefSeq, a predicted model, not a curated record
CGUUCUUCGUCCGUGUGAUAUUUGCACGUUGCUAUGACAGCCAGCGUUUAACCGCAAUCGUUCGUUGCCAUGACGAUACAACAGCAUCGUCGGUGUGUGUUGUUGCAUUAAGAAAAAGGAAAAAAGUAAUCACCAACUAGAUAGAGAUGGAGAACAGAGCGCUUAUUCCUGUGCCUGAUGAUUUGACUGUCGGAUUGGAUUCACUGUCUUUCGAGAAGGCCUUCGGAGAAAACAAGUCAAAAUACAUCAACAAAUUGCGCUAUUCUUGUAAGAUAAUAAACAUAGCUAUAUGUGUGUACGCCGUAUAUUUUAUUAAUGCCUUGGAUGCCAUCAAGAAAACUAUAAUUUCAAAAGAAUUAAAUAAAGAAACAAGUCCCAAAAUAUCUGACCCAAAUAUACCUGGUAUUCGUAUUGGUAUAAUUGGCUGUGGCGUUCUUGGACAACAAAUCAUUCGAUGUCUAUUAUAUCAGAAUAAUAUAAAGCCUCAUAAUUUGCUCAUUUCAACAAGAAAUCUAGAACAGCUUGAUGAAUUUAAGAGAAAAGGAAUUUUCUGCACUGAUAAUAAUAUCGAAGUGUGUAGAUUUGCAGAGAUCUUGUUACUCGCAAUCCCACCAUCACAACUUACCCUGCUGUCAAAAGAAAUUAUGGACCACUUACCAAAAAAAUGCAUUGUGUACAGCCUUUUAGUAGCUCAGGAUCUCCAGAAGCUGGCUACAAUGCUUAGAACUGAAAAUGUUUACAACUUGAAUGUUUCUGUUAAUGAGGAAACCACAGCCACCAUAAAGUGGGAACAAAAGGAUAUUACUGAUAUUCUAAGUGACCAGGAGACACUAAAACUGUUUCUGCCAUUCUGGGGCUCAGAUUCAAUAAUCAAAGAUGUUCAUAAACUGCCAGCAAUUAUUACAUGUGCUGCAUUAAAUCUAGCCUUUACAUUAUCUUCUCUAAUAGCUGAGGAGAUUUUGCCAAUGGUCCAGUUAGUAAUUUUUAGUGUACUACCAUUGUGUGAGGAUGAAAGAUUUUGGAUUGAAGAUUUUGGCAGAGGUCUAAACCCAAGUUAUGUUGUCAGCAUGUUAAAAGCGCAAAAUAAUGUAACUUCCCUGCUUAAGAAAGUGAAGAGAAGCAUAAUUCUUCAAGAGGGAUUCAUUAAGGUAUUUAUGCAAUGUUGCUAUGUACCUGCUCAUAAAGAGGAAACUGAGUGGCAUGACAUCAAGAGAAGUUUGACGAUCGAGUAAGCAUCAUAAGAAUUAAGAUAGCAGUUUGAAAAUGAGAGAAGUUUUCACAGAGAAAUAGUUCAGUCAAUGGAAUCAAUCUCAGGAUAUUAUUGGUGCUUAUUAUAUUGACUCAUAUCUUAUUACCAGUACUGUAUUGUCAUGGCCAAGACAUAAUUCACAAUGGCUCGACCCAUCUAGUUUUCUGUAGACCAAUGUUUCUGCUAAGCUGUGUACUUGUGCAUGCACACACAUAUUUUACAACUAAAGCACACAGGAAACAAUAAAUGCAAAACAAGAUGAGCACACAAGAUUUUCAAGAUGAAAUCGAAUUUUUUUACAAUUGAAGAUGGUUACUUGCAUGGAUGCUCUCUUACUUUGCAAAGAAAGACAAAAUUUGUACAGAAGCAAAUUUCUCAUACGCCCACAGCAAACUAUUAGAAGAAAUACUGAUGCAAGCUCUUUGCAAUUUAGCCCCAGGUCGACAUUUAUUGAAUAGAUCCAUAGUUAAUAAUAUUCUAGUCAUGUCCAUCCGAUCUUCCUUUGAAAAUAUAUUGGACUACGGUAUCCGAAUUGUUUAUUUCUUUUCAAUGGGUUGUCAAAGAUACUCCCACUCAUCUUUUCUGUGUGUUUUGGUGCUGGAACCAUUGUUAUGGAAACUGGAGACAUUGAGGGAUAUCCUAUUUAAAUUGAGACAUAAAAGAGCUGUGUCUAUAUAUGUACACAAUGUUAGCAUUAUUGUGUCAAACACAUUGGAAAUAAAGGUAGCUGGCACCAUUCUGGAGGUUGUUCUAUAUUUUUAAAACCAUUAUUAUCUAUUUAUUAAUGCAUACUCUCUCCAAUCCCUAGACCACUCACCAUCACAUCUUUACAUCUUCUCUCUCUCCCUUCUUUCAUUCUCUCCAUUCUCUCCCCACUUGAAGCUGCCUUAUUUCCUCUUUAAUGCAAGACAUUUUUUUUUUCUGUUCUUCAACAAUCCCCACUUCAGUUGAGGGGUUUUGUCUUGCAAGGUUACCUGGUGACUUCCCUGCUGCUGACACCACAUUUAAACUGUAAAGUGGUUUGGCCUUAGGUAGGACAUCCAGCUAU